AUGUGCAUUGACUAUCGAGUCGUGAACAGCUUCAUUCAAUUGUCGAAUUACACACUACCACGGAUCGACGAUCUCAUCACCGGUUUCGAAGGAAUGAUGUGGUUUAUGAGUCUUGACAUGACAAGUGGUUUCUGGGCAGUCCGAAUACCUGAAAGGUCUAAGCUGAUCUCGGUAUUUACAUGUCCAUUUGGGCAUUUCCAAUGGGUACGUUUCGGGUUGAAAAACGCCCCCCAAUUUACCAGCAGAUGA
This is a messenger RNA of Phytophthora megakarya, 249 nucleotides long. The record is from the annotation of a GenBank genome assembly. NCBI's taxonomy places the organism in Eukaryota, Oomycota, Peronosporomycetes, Peronosporales, Peronosporaceae.